Molecule: messenger RNA, 1217 nt
Organism: Annulohypoxylon maeteangense
Lineage: Eukaryota; Fungi; Ascomycota; Sordariomycetes; Xylariales; Hypoxylaceae
Product: ribosomal protein S13
Exons: 3
Coding region: 552-1022 (156 amino acids)
Biological process (GO): translation
Cellular component (GO): ribosome; cytosol; small ribosomal subunit
Molecular function (GO): RNA binding; structural constituent of ribosome
Source: RefSeq, a predicted model, not a curated record
GUAGAAUGUCAUUAGAAUCAUCCUUAAUAUCUAAUUUCAGAAGCUUCAUCGGAGGCUGAUGGGUUGUAGAAACAGAUGAGUGUUGUCGCUACUAAGUAGGUAGGUACCUAUCAUUGGUACCCGUCGAAUUGGCAAUCCAUGAUGGUGAAAUCGGCACUGAGCUUCCGUAUGUUCAGAUUCUGCAGUUGCUUUUGAUCAUCUUUCUGUAGGUGAAGAAGGUUUUCUGGGCUUCGUUGGAGGAAAGAGGAAGAUUCGAGUCUAGAAAACUUUCACAAGAAAAGCUAAUGAAGAGAAAAUUUCUAUCUUUACGCUAGCAGCAGCUAGAUCUUCACUUGUAUGUGGUCAAUGCGCUGCUCAAGUUCGGUCAUCAGAAAAUCCGUCGAAAAGUGGGGUCAUAUUUUGGGUGCCCGCACCUUUUUCGGCCUGUACCCUAAUUCACUAAGCGAGCCUACCAAAAUUAAAUCUUCAAUUCUUCUCUUUCGCAAUCUUCUCAAUACAAAUCCAACGACAAUCGACAUCAAGGUAGCAACUCAACAACACAGUUGCCCAUCAUGUCGCUCGUCUCAGGAGAGAAGACGAACUUCCAGUUCAUCUUGCGUCUUCUAAACACGAACGUCGAUGGAAAGGAGAAGGUCAUGUACGCCAUGACCCGAAUUAAGGGUGUUGGUCGACGAUACUCCAACUUGGUCUGCAAGAAGGCCGAUGUCGACCUAAACAAGCGCGCUGGUGAACUUACCUCCGAAGAGCUUGAGCGAAUCGUCACUAUUCUCCAGAACCCUACCCAGUACAAGAUCCCCGCGUGGUUCCUCAACCGACAGCGCGAUAUCACCGACGGCAAGAGCUACCAAGUCCUCGCGAACGGUGUCGACUCCAAGCUACGUGAUGAUCUCGAGCGCCUAAAGAAGAUCCGCGCUCACCGUGGUCUCCGACAUUACUGGGGCCUACGUGUCCGUGGCCAGCACACAAAGACGACUGGUCGUCGCGGCCGGACCGUCGGUGUCUCCAAGAAGAAGGGUGGUUAAAAGGUUUACUGGCGGAGGCAUGGUUUCAUUGGUUCAGAUCAUUCAUCGUGGAUGGACAGGCGUGAAGGCUGGACUGAAAUUACUGCAUCGACGUUUCUACUGAAUUACAUUGCACUUGGGGAUUUUUCGGACUCGGCAAGUCAUAGGUGUACUCUAAAAAGCAAAGAGACAUCGUUGUGACCAACACUUUAAACU